This is a messenger RNA of Arachis duranensis, 591 nucleotides long. RefSeq lists its product as uncharacterized. NCBI's taxonomy places the organism in Eukaryota, Viridiplantae, Streptophyta, Magnoliopsida, Fabales, Fabaceae. Bases 40 to 591 code for a protein of 183 amino acids. The transcript has a single exon. The record is from RefSeq and is a predicted model, not a curated record.
AUUAAUCAAAGACAGCAUGUUUCUUACUUCAGUGCUGAUAUGGCUUGCAAGUCCGAGACACAAACAGAUGUUGCUGCAGCUGUUCACACCCCUGAAUUUCUCAAUGGUCUCAAGUCUUCCGGUCUUCCAAACCACGAAAUCAAAUUGAAGGUUGGUAUACCGAUUAUGCUUCUUAGAAACAUUGAUCAUUCUUCGGGUUUAUGCAAUGGGACACGUUUGAUUGUUACUCAGCUUGGGAAACGAAUUAUUGAAGCCAAAGUAAUUACUGGUAAUAAUGCAGGACAAAAAGUGUUCAUACCACGUAUGAACCUGUCCCCUUCUGAUCAUAGGAUCCCCUUUAAAUUUAAUCGAAGACAGUUUCCUAUAAUGGUUUCCUAUGCUAUGACCAUAAAUAAGAGUCAAGGUCAAUCGUUAUCUAAUGUGAGCUUACUUUUAAGGAAGCCUGUUUUUAGCCACGGUCAACUGUACGUGGCUCUUUCUCGAGUAACAACUAGACAAGGUCUCAAGAUACUAAUUUCUAAUGAAGCAGGAAAAGAGUCAACUGUGACUGAUAAUGUUGUCUAUAAUGAAGUUUUUAGAAAUCUGGAUUGA